This is a messenger RNA of Schizophyllum commune H4-8, 342 nucleotides long. RefSeq lists its product as uncharacterized. The record is from RefSeq and is a predicted model, not a curated record. Lineage: Eukaryota; Fungi; Basidiomycota; Agaricomycetes; Agaricales; Schizophyllaceae. Bases 1 to 342 code for a protein of 113 amino acids. The transcript has a single exon.
AUGUACACGAUCCAUCGACGCCAACUCCCCAUAACACCCGCCUACGCAUUCACAGAUUAUCGCGCUCAAGGCCAAACACUACCGUCAGUGAUCGUAGACAUUGCCAAAGUGCCGAGUGGCAAACUCAACCUGUUCAACGUGUACGUGGCGCUUUCGAGAAGCUCGGGCAGGAGCACCAUCCGGCUGUUGAGAGCGUACGAUAGGAGCGUGUUUGACCCAACGAAGACGCGGCACGAACCGGAGCUGUUAUUGGAGGACGAGAGGUUGGAGGCCUUGGACCGGAAGACAUUGUUGUGGUGGAAUACACUAAGAGCACACGGAGCGCCAGCUGGGAGGAGAUGA